This is a messenger RNA of Cladocopium goreaui, 804 nucleotides long. NCBI's taxonomy places the organism in Eukaryota, Dinophyceae, Suessiales, Symbiodiniaceae. The record is from the annotation of a GenBank genome assembly.
AUGACGGGACUGGAGAAUGUCGGCGUCCGCUCGAAGCGAAAGGAGAGGAAGCACUAUGAUGAACACCAGGACUAUGACACCCGCUGCAUUUGGGAAGCCUUUGGCACUCCGUCGCGCUCGCCGUCCCCGACGGCGUCACGGCCAUCUUCGCCGGCGGGAGCAGCGGGCCGAGUGCUGAACGCAGGCUUUUACGAGUUGCACGAAGGCGGACGACGGGCGCACGGCUCGUACGCCCACAAGGAUCGUCAGGUCCCGGCGCUGGGGACCCAGGUGUGGCAAUGCAUCGUGCAGGCCAGGAGCGUUUCUCCGCAGGAAGCCCGUGGUGGCUGUGAUCUAUCGACGGAGUAUGGCUUCCAACGCCGCAAGCCGAAAGUGCCGGCUUCGGCAGGCCAACAGAGUUCCAUUCUCCUCCAGUGGUCGGAGCUACCGAUCGACGCUGACCCCGUGGCGCACGGCAAAAGUCACGUGGGACACUUCGGGCAGGACUCGCAGCAGACGUUGGACUGUUUGCAGAUGAAGCGGUGCGGAGGAUACACCAAGAGUCCCAGGAGUGCUACCAGUCCAGUCCCCGACUCCAGCAGGGUGAACGUGGAGGACAUGCGUCCUCCUGUGUUAUGUCAAGAGGAGGUCCGAGCCGGUAUGGCUCGCCGCGGGGGACGAGGUCUGCGCGCGACCUUGCCGAACCAGACCUUGAGGUCCUGUCAAACCAGCCCAAGAGAUGGUCCGCUCUACGAUGAUCUCCGAGUCGAGAAGCACUUACCCAGUCGAGGUGGGAAGAAGGUCUGGAUCCCAGGGAUCGACUAA